This is a messenger RNA of Sardina pilchardus (European sardine), 3782 nucleotides long. It is a transcript of the gene pemt, whose product is annotated as phosphatidylethanolamine N-methyltransferase. The transcript is spliced from 7 exons. The record is from RefSeq and is a predicted model, not a curated record. Lineage: Eukaryota; Metazoa; Chordata; Actinopteri; Clupeiformes; Clupeidae. The coding region runs from base 159 to 848 and encodes 229 amino acids. Gene Ontology annotation, biological process: phosphatidylcholine biosynthetic process. Gene Ontology annotation, molecular function: phosphatidylethanolamine N-methyltransferase activity.
UCCAGAGGUCGAAGGGAAACUGUCAUGUCUGCUGAAUUGUCAGCUAAGUCGUGAUAAGAACUCAAACUGAUUUCUUAUUUACUGCUUUAAAUAACCAUUAAUUUUAACGUGAUUUAUACUUAAGUACAACCCUGUGCUGUCAUACCCGCGCUAAUUUAAUGAGCAGCGCGUGCAAGAGAUCUGAGGAUACUGUCUUGGAUUGUUGUGGAGGACUCAACAACGUGGAUUACUCCAAGGUGGACAUGUCCGUCCUGUCCGAUGUCUUCCAGCUGGUGGACCUGCUGGAACCCAGGUUUUGCGUCGCUGUGAUCGCCAUAAUCUUCAACCCUUUCUUCUGGAAUGUGGUGGCUCGAUGGGAGCACAGGACUCGAGGGCUCACUCGAAUGUUUGGGAGUCCCCAUGUGGCCUGCUACAGCCUAGCUAUCGCUAUUCUGCUUCUCAACGUCUACCGCAGUCACAGCAUCACCGUGGCGAUAAAAGGCCAGCCCAGGUGUGCGUUGAUGGACAGGUGGGAGCUGUUCCAGGUGGGCGCGGCCGUCAUGGCGGCCGGCUCUCUGCUCGUCCUCAGCAGCUUUGUGGCGCUGGGAUUCACAGGAACAUUCCUGGGUGAUUACUUUGGAAUCCUAAUGGAGAAGAAGGUCACUGGUUUCCCGUUUAACGUGAUGGAGAACCCCAUGUACUGGGGCAGCUCACUCAACUACCUGGGUCUGGCCCUCAUGAAUGCCAGUCCGGUUGGUGUUGUGCUGACUGUAGUGGUUGCUGUGACUUACAAGGUUGCCAUCGCCUAUGAGGGACCUUUUACGGAGGAAAUCUAUCGGCAGAGAGCACUGUGCUGCAAACACAAAUGAAGCGUGAGGACGGACCCCGGCUCUGGGACUGACCUGCCGCCCAUCUGGCCCAGACCCAACCAGACCCGCCAGAACAGAGCCGCAUGGGGGCCGCAUCUGGCCCAGACCCAACCAGACUCGCCAGAACAGAGCCGCAUAGGGGCCGCAUCUGCCCAAUAAGUAGCUGCUGUCAGGGACCUGUGUGUGUGUGUGUUUGUGUGUGUGUGUGUGUGUGUCUGAGAGAGAGAGAGAGAGAGAGAGAGAGAGAGUGUGCGUAAGUUCAUCCAGCCGUCCAACAUCUUACAUCCGGAGUUCCCUUCCCGCACCUUCUGUUCCGGAACCCCGCAUGGAACACCAAGAAGGCUAUCCCCGGUUUAACCUUUACAGAAGCACUUACAGACCAAUGGAUCUACAGAAGAGCAUUCUCCUGCAGAGGCACCCCACAGUUCAAAUGUACUCAAUCAUCAACGGUCAACCAGGCAGUUCUUAAGGGUGCAUGAGUCAAUGAGUCAGUGUAUGACUAUGAGUGUGUGUGUGUGUGUGUGUGUGUGUGUGUGUGUGCCUGUGUGUGUGUGUGUGUGUCUCUUUCUGUGUUAACUAUUUCCUGUAGCAUAUGAAUAGUCUUCCUUAAGCAUCUCUGAAAACUCUGGAUGCCUUUCCUGGUACGGCUGCACUGCACACAAGCAUGGCAAAGACUUCACCAAACACGGACUACCUUAAGCUUUCUUUAGUCUUUAGUCACUUAGUUAUACAUUCAGACCCUCACUUAAUCCAGUUCAACAUUCUGAUGACACUUGUUACUUGGAUGGUCCACACACAGAUUAUCUAUAGAUGCUCAGACCUGUCUGAACUGUCUGUCUGUUAAGACCGUGGACUAAAGUGUAUGGUUACGGUUAAGGUUAGCGGUUGCGUUUAGUUAAGCUGAUGUUCAAUAUUUUGUUCAAUAAGCGUUUUUAGACGCUCAACUUGAGUCUUAACAGCUGAUCUGUUCUGUCUCUGUGGGCGGAGCAACCAAGCGAAGGGUUAACAUCUCGGAACGCCUCUCGGACCAUCUGGAGGAUAUCGUUCCUGUCUGUGGAAAAUUCCUGUCCAAAAGAAUAUGAAAAAGAUCAUUAUGCUGUACUGACAAGAUGUGCUGUUCUUUGCUCAAUCCGUAAAAGACUACUGAGUGGGUGUCCUCUUUUGAAUGAACAUAAUUUCAUAUUUGUACAUCUUUUAAAUAAUACUAUAAAAAAAGAGUAUACGUACUAGCCUACUGACUGAUGCCCACAGCAUGUGUUGACAUAUGCAUUCUAUAUAUAUACUGCAUAGGGAUGUGCAUUGAAAUGUCUUGACUGUAGUAAGAUAAGCAUCGACUAUACCAUUACUGUAUUGCAGUUGUUUACACAGUAUUACACUGUAUACCAGCAAGUUUGCAUGUGUUGUUACAACUUCACUGUAUUUUAGCGAAUGAUCACUGUUCAUAGGAAUAAUGAAAUCACACACAUAACGUUGUGUCUUUUCCAAGCUGCUAGCCCAGCUAGCGAUUUAGCCUGUUUACAGUCCAGAUUAGGCCCAGUUCUGUGCCUGAUUUAGCUGCCAUGGGUUGCUUUAGCUCACCCUAUGAAAAUGAGUGGUUGACUUAGCUUUAGCACAUCGUAUGAAAAUGAGUGGUUGACUUAGCUUUAGCUCACUGUAUGAAAAUGAGUGGUUGACUUAGCUUUUAGCUCAUCGUCUGAGAAAGAGUGGUUUAGCCAACAGGAUGAAGAUCAGUGGUUGGCUCACAUCAUCAAAAUGGGGUCAUCCCUAUGUUCCCCGGGUCCUAUGUUCCCCGGUUUUCCCCCCAAAAUGUCCAAUGUUCCUCAAUCGCAAUACAUACGGAGGAACAUACAGUAGGAUCAUUUUGGGGAAAGCAGGGAACAGGACCCUUAACAUUUAAAAAAAAAAUGGUCCUAUGUUCCCCGGUCCCAUACAAUGUGGGGAACACUGGACCUGGGGAACAUACUGUAGAUACGCUCCCCAUGAAAAUGGCUGGUUUAAGAUGUACGCUUACCGUGUGAAAAGCAAUGGCUGACUUAGCUUAGAGUUUGAAUGGAUGUCAGUGUGGUUGAUGGGCUGCACUGUGAGAGGAAUGUCGAUGUUGGUUCUCAGAAUAGUGAGUGUAAGAUGAGUGGAUGUGUUGACUAACUGGCCUACAGUAACUGUAGCUUUGAGUAUGAUAUGAAUGCGAAUCAUUGCUGUGCUGUAGCAGCAUGUCUGGCAAAAAGCAUGUCGGACUGGCGGCAUGUAAAUCCUGUAGCUUCAGGUUUGAGUUUGAAUGUGGUUGAGAUGUUGAUGAGUCAUCAUAUCUCCACAGCAGAUGAUAAGAGUCUUCAUAGAUGCUUAGUCAACAGGAUGAGUGUUUGGUUUGUGAAUUCAGAGACAGAGAGAAUAAGUAGCAUCAACCCUGUGUAUGAUUUUGGGCUUUUGAGCUUCUGACAACUAAAAAAUCUCCAAGUGAUUAUCUGUGGAAUGGUUGAGAUUCUGCACUUCAGCCGAGCCCUGAGUGCUGACGGACUCAUGCUCCACCAUAUGUGGUCACUCACGACUAGUAGUGUGCUUUAGAUCAGCAUGUCCUACGCAGUAGGCUUCGGUGACGACCCCUAGUCUAAUCAGUCCAUAGGCUUCGGUGACGACCCUAGUCUAAUCAAUCCAUAUAGUGACGACCCCUAGUCUAAUCAGUCCAUAGGCUUCGGUGACGAGUGACGACCCUACUAGUCUAAUCAGUCCAUAGGCUUCGGUGAUGACCCUACUAGUCUAAUCAGUCCAUAGGCUUCGGUGACAACCCUACUAGUCUAAUCAGUCCAUAGGCUUCGGUGACGACCCUAGUCUAAUCUGUCCAUAGGCUUCAGUGACGACUCUAGUCUAAUCAGUUCACAGGCUUCGGUGACGACCCUAAACCCUAGUCUAAUCAGUCCAUAGGCUUCAGUGAUGACC